Messenger RNA from Scutellospora calospora, 1048 nucleotides. NCBI's taxonomy places the organism in Eukaryota, Fungi, Glomeromycota, Glomeromycetes, Diversisporales, Gigasporaceae. The record is from the annotation of a GenBank genome assembly.
AUGGCAUCUAAUUAUAAUACGACAGAUGGAAGUCAAAUGAAAGUGCAUAAGACUGGGGAAUACAGCACGAAAAAGUUCAGUACAUCAUCAGGAAUAGCUUGUGCUGUACAAACAGUAGGCGAUGCCAUUGAACCUUUUGUUCCAUUAUUCAGCAUGGUUACAACAAUUGUUCACCAAUUAUCAACAAUCUAUGAAAAUGCCAAAUGCAAUCAAAAAAUUUGUUUAGCAUUGGUUGAACGUGUCGAAAUCGCACAAUUCGCUGUGAAAUCUUUACAAAGACAAAAACAAGCCAAUGAAGAAAGAUUUCGAAAUCAAAGUUAUUAUAAUGCAUGGGUUAGAUUUGUUAAUGUCUUAGAAAACAUCAAGAAAUUUGCUAAAGAAAUUACGCAACUUUCGUACUUUCAAAAAUUUAUAAAUGCUAAUGCAAUUAAAGAUGCAUUUGAAAAGAAUAUAAAAGAAUUUGAAGAAGUAUGUAGUGAUCUUCAUUUUACUAUAGCUAUGUAUGAUGUUGAACGAAGAGAACAAGAAGCUAAAAAUGUAGCUGAAGAUAUUGAUCUUUUGAACAAGUCUGUGGAUGAGGUAAAAUCUGACCUUAAAGUAGUUAUGAAUGAAGUUGCAGCAUUAGCAUCAAGCAUGGAGCAUUUGAACGCACAAACCAGCAGAUCAUCGGGUAGACAUACUGCGUCAAAAACACCUUUAAAAGAGGUAUACGAAGCACCUAAGGUAGAUCCGAAUGAAUUAUCGGAUCCAUUUGCAUCAAAUGAUAAUGUUCGUGGUAGUAGAAAAACCGUUAUUAAAAAAAUGUUUCGAGGACAAGAAGUUGCUUGUAAAAAAGUUCCAAAUAUCGAAAAUAACGACACAGCACAAUCUCAAAAAGUUCAAGGAUUAUCUGCAGAAGUUAAAAACUUGUUAGAUAUCGUAAGGUGGUUAGCUCCAGAAAAAAUGCGUGUAACAGGAGAACAUGUCAUGGCUAAAAAACGUGAAAAUCUUCAAAUCGAACUUUGCCCAUCAAAAAUUCCUAGUGAACUUGCAAAAAUCAUUAAAAAAG